Ricinus communis (castor bean) is the source of this 3305-nucleotide messenger RNA. RefSeq lists its product as uncharacterized. Lineage: Eukaryota; Viridiplantae; Streptophyta; Magnoliopsida; Malpighiales; Euphorbiaceae. The transcript has 4 exons. The record is from RefSeq and is a predicted model, not a curated record. The coding region runs from base 2544 to 2978 and encodes 144 amino acids.
CGAGUGUAAAUUAUGAAUCAAAAAGAAGAAUGAAAGGUGAAGUCAUUUCUUUUUUUAUUUUCAUUGUAAAUUUUAUAUAAUAUUUUUAAAGAGGGAAACGAUAUUGGUAAAGUAAAAGAGAUAAAUAUCCAGAGUUGAGAGGGUAGCAUCCAAUUUUGAUUGAAAAUUUAAUUUAGCUAUAAUUACAAUCAAUUAACCAAAUUAGACCAUUUAAAUUAAAAUUUAAAAGAUGGCUUAAAUUUACAAAAAAAGAAAAAUAUUUAAAUUCUUAAUGUCAUUAUGCCUUAAUUUAUUGUUUGCCACUUGCUUAAUUAUUAUUAUUUUAUAGUUAUUGUCUUUUAAAUUUGUAUGUAAUAAUAAUUUCUAAAGUUGAUCUUUUUCCUUUAUAGUAUGCAUAUUAUUUUUUUUUUUGUUAAAAUUUUUCAAGCAUAUUAUUUGAUGAUAUAAAAGAUGAAUUUGUUUGAAAAUCUAAUCAAUUCAUUACUAAUUCUUAUUUAUUUUUUAUUCAUAAUACUUUUUAAAAAAUUAAUUUUUAAUAUUUUCAAUCUUUUUCAACAAAUAAAUAAUAGUUGAAGAUAAUUUUUUAUAGAUGUACAAACCAACCAAAAAGUAAUCAAACAUCAACGAAACAUUAACCAAAUAUCAACCAUACAUCAAUAAAAUUAUUCAGGUACAUAAACAAACCUAAAUUAAAUAUAGAAAUAAAAAAAUAAAAUAAACUCUUCUCCAAAUUAUUGUCUCCUUUUCUUAGUUACUUGUCUUAGUCAUAUUUAUUUGCUAAUUUUAUGAAAAUCUAUCCCUAAAUUAUCCAAAUUCAGUCAAUAACUUCACAAUUAUUUUUAUUCUUUAAUUAUUUUUCCAUCAACAAAAGCAAAUAAAAAUCAACCAUAAUCAAAGAACAAAAUAAAGUGAAUCUAAAUAUUGAAACAUAAUUUUUAAAUAAAAAAAAUUAAUUUCUAAUCUUUUUGAUAAUUUUCAACUCACAACCAUUCAGGAGAGGCAUACAAUAGGCAUGCUAAUGCUAAAUGGAUAGCUGACUAUUAGUUGAAAGGUUCAAAGCUGAUCCCACUUAGGCAAUUCAAGAGAUCAUACUAGCUAUGAAAGAAGACUGUGAUACUGAUGUGUCAAAGACUUUAAGCAUGGAGAGCAAGAAAAGUUACCUUGAAAUUUAUCAAUGAUGAUGAGACAGAACAACUUUCUAGACUUCAUGAUUACAAAGCUAGAACUGUUAAGAAGUAAUCCAGAAAGCACUAUAGUUUUUUAUUUGAAUGAAAGAGUUUUUAACAGUAUGUAUGUGUACUUUGCUGCAUUGAGAGAAGGAUUUAAGUCUUGUAGGCCUUUGAUAUCUCUAGAUGGGUGUUGGCUUAAAAGAGUAUUUAGAGGACAGCUUCUCACAGCUGUUGCUAUAGAUGCAAAUGACUACAUCUAUCUAGUGGCAUUGGUGUGUUGUCUAGAAAGAAAACAAGCAAUACUAGAAAUGGUUUUUGGAGUUGAUGGCUGAAGGCUUGGACAUAUUAAAUAGUUAUCAUUGGAUCUUCAUGAGUGAUAAACAGAAGGUAAAUAUUCUUCACAUUUUCCUUUUUUUUUGCAAUUAAUAUAUAUGUGGUAUUAAUUUUGUGUUGUGAUUUUGGAAUAGGGUCUUAUUCGUGCCAUUGAAGAACUAUUCCUUAACUGUGAACCUAGGUUUGUGUUAGACAUGUGCAUAAUAAUUUUAAAAAGAAAUUUAAUAGUUUAGGGUUGAAAGAACUUGUGUAGGAUGCUGCUAGGGCAAGUUAUGUCCAGAUAUUUAAAAAAAAAUGGACAAGUUUGCAUCAAAAUCAAAACAGGGACAUAACUACAUGAAUAACAUCCCCCUUCUUCACUACUCUAGGUCUCAUUUUAGGUCUAAUGGUAAGUGUGACAUAUUGUUAAACAACUUAUGUGAGUGUUUUAACAAUUUUAUCUUAGAUGCUAGAACCAAGGGUAUGAUAGGUAUGAAUGAGAUUAUAAGAACAAAAUUAAUGAAGAGGAUACAUAAGAAAAGGGAUGCUAUAAAGAGAGUGGACUUUUCUUACUACCUUAAGAUCCUGAAAAAACUAGAAAAUUCAAAAAUUUUGCUGAAUGUUUAGAAUAGAGUAGUCUAGGGGUGAUAGGCUUCAAGUAGUUGGACUAAGGGGAUAGUUUGUAGUUGACAAACAGGAAAUGACAUGCACAUGUAGGAGGUGGGAUCUAACUCGUAUACCUUGUUGUCAUAUUGUAUGUGCACUUUGGUAUAAUAAUGAAGACCCUGAAUUUUAUCUACAUGGGUACUACAAGUUGAAACAUACCUAAAAUGCCAUAGCCAUUUGCUUUACCUAACUACUAGUCAAGAAUUUUGGCCCAAAAAAACUGCCCCACCGGUCUUCACCCCUAACCAGUCAAACCUAGAAAAGGCAGGCUUGCUAGAAAGAGAAGGCUAGAGGAAGAAGAGAUGGAAGCUCUAAUAAAAAAUGGUAAGAUCACACAAAAGGACUUUGUGAUGACAUGCACAAUUUGUGGUGCUAAAGGCCAUAACAAGAGGUUUCAUGGUGUUGGUACUUCUACAUGGAAACAAUAGAGGAGGAAAAACUGCUUGUGAAGAGGAAGACAAAAAACAACAAAAGAAAAAGGGAUCCAAUGGUGAAAGUAGUGCACAGAAUGUGCAAAGUUGUGCUGCCACUUGUUUUGAUACACAUGAAGAUAAUCAUGGAGCUUUAAAUGUUUUUAAAAAACAUGAAGAUGAUCAUGGAGCUUCAAAUAUAUUUGAUACACAUGAACCUGAUCAUGAAGAUGACCAUGGAGCUCCUAUAGGCACAACUCCUUUAGGGACAGCUUCAAUAUUCGAUAAUCUGUCACCACUAAUCCCAUUAUCACAGAUAUGGGCAUUGGAAGACUUUCACAUACACAGAAAGAAGAAAGUGCAAAAAAUCCAGCAACUGAAGCUAAGGGAAAAAAAACUUUCAAACUCCCAAGAUUGUUGAGCAAAGAGGUUGGGACUGAAGGAAGUGCUAUAAUAAGUAAGAAAGGAGUUGGUACAGCAACAAAGCGUUCAAGGCAAAGAAAAACAGAAGAUUGAUGGAAGUGUUUCAACAAAGAAGAGAGCUUGAGUGCCUCCAAGAACUAUAGAGAAUAAAAGAAUUAGGCUUGGAAAGGAGACAAUGACACAUGUAAAGGAUGUCAAGCAUACAUUGUAUGCAAAAGACUGAUACAUAACAUGUUCCUUAACUACUAACUUUUAACUCACAAAUUAAUAUGUAUAACAAAACUAUUUAUAUGAGUCAUACAUAUCACACACCAAAAAGCACACA